UACAAUCGCGACUUGUUGCAUUUAUUUUCACAAAAAAAAAAAACCACUGUUUUAUCCUCUAGUAACAAUUUUUACCCGCAAAUUUUUUCAAUUUCAUUUUAUAAACUACUUUUUUUAUAAUUCUCAAUUUAAAAAAUUUUUUAAGUGUUCACUAAAAAAAGAAAAUAAAUACCAAUUAAAAUGCCAACGCCGAAAGUGAAUGGAAAUUUUGUUCAUAAAAAUGGUUUUAAUAAUGAGAACGUUGCCAAGAAUGUGACGAUUCAGGCUCAUCACGUGUCUAGGGUAAAACGAGGUCAGGCCUACGGUUCAGUUCAUGGCUUUCGAGGUUGUACUGUUUGGUUCACAGGAUUAUCAGGCGCUGGAAAAACGUCAAUUGCUUUUCAACUUGAAGAUAAACUUGUUUCUCAAGGAAUUCCUGCUUAUGGUCUAGACGGUGACAACAUUAGAACAGGAUUGAAUAGAAAUUUGGGUUUCAGUAAAGCCGAUAGGGAGGAGAAUAUCCGUCGUGUAGCGGAAGUGGCGAAACUUUUUUCGGACGCGGGAAUGAUAACAUUGUGCAGUUUUGUCUCACCCUUCGAGGAGGACAGACAAAUUGCAAAACGAAUUCACGACGAGGCGAAUCUUCCAUUUUUGGAAAUUUUCGUCGAUACACCAUUGAAUGUCUGUGAAGCUCGUGAUGUUAAGGGACUUUAUAAAAAAGCGAGAAUGGGGAAAAUUAAGGGAUUCACGGGAAUUGAUCAAAUCUAUGAGAAGCCAGUGAGACCGGAUCUCACAGUGAACACUGAAAAAUUAUCUCUCACCGAAUGCACUUCAAUGGUGAUUGAACUUUUGCAAAAGCGUGGAAUAUUGCCCAAGUUGCAUGAGAUUGGACGUUCACGUGUUCACGAACUUUUUGUCUCUCGCGAAAAAUUGCCCGCGAUGAGAAUGGAAACCGAGACACUUGAAUCCAUUGAAGUGAAUGAAAUUGACGUGCAGUGGAUUCAAAUUCUAUCCGAAGGCUGGGCUCAUCCCCUCAAAGGUUUUAUGCGUGAGGAACAAUACCUCCAGAGUUUGCACUUUAAUUUCUUGAGUGACAAUGAGAAGGAAGUGAAUCAGUCGAUACCGAUCGUAUUGCCAGUGAGUGGUGAUGAUAAAAAUCGUUUGGAAAAUUCGUCAUCGAUUGUUCUUCGUCACAAGGGAAAGGCAUUGGCGAUUGUGAGAAAUCCGGAAUUCUAUUAUCAUCGUAAGGAGGAACGAUGUUCGAGACAAUUUGGAACAAAUGAUUCGCGUCAUCCUUAUGUGAAAAUAAUUCACGAUUCAGGUGAUUGGUUACUUGGUGGGGAAAUUCAAGUUUUGGAAAGGAUUCUAUGGAAUGACGGUUUGGAUCGGUACAGAUUAACUCCGAAUGAAAUAAUCGACAAGUGCUGUCAAGCUGGGGCUGAUGCGGUUUUUGCCUUUCAACUUCGAAAUCCAAUCCAUAAUGGACAUGCUCUUCUCAUGCAGGAUACGAGGAAAUAUCUUCUAAAGGAGAGGGGAUUUAAAAAACCAAUUUUACUUUUACAUCCACUUGGUGGUUGGACCAAAGAUGACGAUGUUCCACUUCAAGUCAGAAUUCAACAGCAUCAGAGUGUUCUUGAAGAUGGUAUAUUGCAUCCCGAUACAUUGUUGGCAAUUUUUCCCAGUCCGAUGAUGUACGCCGGUCCGACGGAGGUCCAGUGGCACGCCAAGGCAAGAAUGAAUGCUGGCGCAAAUUUUUAUAUUGUAGGACGAGAUCCAGCAGGUAUGCCUCAUCCGGAAAAAUGCUCAACUCCCGACGGUAAUCUUUAUGACGCCACUCAUGGAGCUAAAGUUCUAUCAAUGGCACCAGGACUCGAUCGACUUGAAAUAAUACCCUUUAAAGUAGCAGCCUACGAUAAAAAAACGAAGAAAAUGGCAUACUUCGAUCCUAAUCGAAAAGACGACUUUGACUUUAUUUCCGGUACUCGAAUGCGAGGUCUGGCAAAAUCCGGCGAAACACCACCCGAGGGAUUUAUGUCUCCAAAGGCUUGGAAUAUUUUGUCACAAUUUUACCGUUGAAAUACAAAUGAAUCAUACGACAUAUAGAAAAUAAAAAAUUAGUUUUUAAAUAAAAACAUCAUGACGAAUUAUAAAUAAUUUAUUACCAAACAAAUACUUCUUUUUUAACUGAAAAAUUAAUAUGUAUAGACAAUUUGAAAAAUAAUAUCUAACAGAAAAAUAAUUCUUGUAUUAGAGCACCUCUUGUUUUCGUAGAUUAUACAUAUAUACUAUUUAUAAUAAAAUUGUAAUUUUUUUCUCA
This is a messenger RNA of Leptopilina heterotoma, 2296 nucleotides long. Its product is annotated as bifunctional 3'-phosphoadenosine 5'-phosphosulfate synthase. The record is from RefSeq and is a predicted model, not a curated record. Gene Ontology annotation, molecular function: ATP binding; adenylylsulfate kinase activity; sulfate adenylyltransferase (ATP) activity. The transcript is spliced from 8 exons. The coding region runs from base 181 to 2055 and encodes 624 amino acids. Gene Ontology annotation, biological process: sulfate assimilation; 3'-phosphoadenosine 5'-phosphosulfate biosynthetic process. Lineage: Eukaryota; Metazoa; Arthropoda; Insecta; Hymenoptera; Figitidae.